AUGCCUGACUAUGCUGCAUCACGCUACUACCCGACUCGGGUAGGUGAAGUUCUCAAGAACCAAUAUCAGAUUGUGGGAAAACUUGGAUUCGGGACCAGCUCGACCGUGUGGCUUGCGCGGGACAUGAACUACCGUCGCUACGUGACCCUUAAGAUCUACAUCACAGCUGCAUCGAUCGGGCAGCAUCUGAAUGAUGAGUUUAACAUGUACCAACGUAUAGAAAGGGGUUCAAGAAAUCACCCAGGUCGUGGCGCUAUUAGACCCCUACUUGACUCGUUUGACAUCAAUGGACCCCAUGAUAAGCAUCGUUGUCUUGUACAUCCUCCCUUGUGGGAAAGUGCCUUAACCUUCUUGUACCGGAACCCGGUGCGGAGGCUGCCUGUACCUGUCCUUGCAUCCAUCCUCAAGCGCCUAUGCUUGGCGUUGGAUUAUCUGCAUACCGAGUGCCAGAUCAUACAUACUGAUAUCAAGGCCGACAAUAUCAUGUUCGGUGUUGGAGAUGAAUCUGUCUUUCGUGGUCUCGUUAAAGAAGAGCUUGAAAACCCUAGUCCAAGGAAAGAGCUCGAUGGCAGAACUACCUACGUGUCCCGGGAGCUGGGGUUGCCUGGGGAAUGGGGCGCCCCGGUCCUUUGUGACUUUGGCUCAGCUGUGCCUGGUGAUGUAGAGCACCUAGAAGAUAUUCAGCCUGAUAUUUAUCGGGCACCGGAAAUUUGGAAUGUGUAUGAAGGCGGAUCCCUGGCCCAUCUCGCAGAGAUCGUUUGCCUACAUGGACCUCCUCCACCCAGUCUGCUUGCUCGAGGCAGACUAAAGUACAAGUUCUUCUCUGAUGAAGGUAAGGUGAUUUCCGUCGUGAUAAGUUCAAUGGAAACGACCCUUGAAGGGCAGGAAAAGGCCGAUUUCUUGCGCUUAGUGCGGAAGAUGUUGCAGUGGGACCCUGCCCAGCGUAGCUCAGCGAGAGAACUGCUGGAGGAUGAGUGGAUUUGUAGGCAUACUCGCAAUUGA
Aspergillus aculeatus ATCC 16872 is the source of this 1002-nucleotide messenger RNA. RefSeq names its product putative protein kinase. Gene Ontology annotation, molecular function: protein kinase activity; ATP binding. Gene Ontology annotation, biological process: spliceosomal complex assembly; regulation of mRNA processing; protein phosphorylation. Lineage: Eukaryota; Fungi; Ascomycota; Eurotiomycetes; Eurotiales; Aspergillaceae. The coding region runs from base 1 to 1002 and encodes 333 amino acids. The transcript has 6 exons. The record is from RefSeq and is a predicted model, not a curated record.